AUGUUCACUGCGUGUGAGGUGGUGGUUAUGGGGGUGUGGGGAGAGGUGCUGGUCUCCUUGGUGCAGUUGCCGGGGCGCUCCUACUGCCAUGGUGCUCUGCAAGAAAAACAAGAGCCUGGCGGUGCUGAGCCACGAGUUCGUUAUUCAGAACCACGCGGAUAUCGCGUCCUGCCUGGUGAUGUGCCUCCUGCUGGGGCUCGUGUUAGAGGUGGCGUUCAAUUGCCCAUAUCCAUGAGACCAUUCAAAAAAACAAUAACCAAGUACACCAUCAUCUUUAUUGCUGUGCAGUACAAUGUCACCUAUACCACUGAUGACAACAGCGAGCAAUUUCAUUUUUAUGACUCUGGUCCAAAAGACAUUGCCACAAUCUUCUUCUACAUGCUCAUAGCUAUUAAUCUGCAUGCUGUAAUCCAGGAGUACAUAUUAAAUCUUUCAGGUAAAAUUCUUCUAUAUUUGCCAGAUAGCUUACUGGCUUCAUGCACUGCCAGAGCUCUACUUUCAAAAGAUCCAGAAGGAAGAUAUUCCGAGCCAGCUGUGUUAUAUUUGCCUUUACAGUGUUCAUAUCUCUGGUGCCUAUAUAUUAAAUUUGCAGCAUUUGGGGCUAAUUCUAAUGGUACCUCACUACCUAGUGGAACUCAUUUUUCAUGCUUCACGUCUUUUCUACUUCAGUGGUGAAAACAAGCGAAAAGGAUUUACCAUUUGGGCUUUACUUUUUGUAAUGGUGCAUCUUUUGACCCUAACUUUAUCUGUACUCACAUUUGGAUUUGGGCUGGCAAGAAUAGAGAACCCGCAUUUUCCCAUAACAGACGGAAACUUCGAUGUAUUUCCUA
Chroicocephalus ridibundus (black-headed gull) is the source of this 830-nucleotide messenger RNA. RefSeq lists its product as uncharacterized. Gene Ontology annotation, cellular component: endoplasmic reticulum membrane. Gene Ontology annotation, biological process: SRP-dependent cotranslational protein targeting to membrane, translocation; protein insertion into ER membrane. Lineage: Eukaryota; Metazoa; Chordata; Aves; Charadriiformes; Laridae. The transcript is spliced from 8 exons. The coding region runs from base 1 to 675 and encodes 224 amino acids. The record is from RefSeq and is a predicted model, not a curated record.